Mya arenaria is the source of this 660-nucleotide messenger RNA. RefSeq lists its product as uncharacterized. Bases 1 to 660 code for a protein of 219 amino acids. The transcript is spliced from 3 exons. The record is from RefSeq and is a predicted model, not a curated record. Lineage: Eukaryota; Metazoa; Mollusca; Bivalvia; Myida; Myidae.
AUGGCCGACGUUAGCAACACAUCUGAAAAGAAAAAGAUAAAAAGUUUUAAUUUCACUGCUACUGAAAUAAGUGUUCUUGUGGAACAGUAUGAAAAGAAUAAAGAAACAUUAAAGGUAGUGAAGAAGCCAGAAAAAAGGCUUGAAGUUUGGCAACAAAUUGCCAAAGAAGUAUGUAAUGUUGGUGUUACAAUAAGGACAGCAUCACAGAUAAGAAACAAAUGGGAUAAUUUGCAAAGAGAAGUAAAAAAAAAGAUGAGGUUGUUAGGAAAAGGUCGAUUGCUGCAACAGGAGGUGGACCCCCAGAAAAAAAAUGUGGAGAACUGCACAACAAAGUUGUCGAGUUAUGUAAGGAUCAGGCUUCUUUCAGUGGGAUCCCUGGUGGACUGGAGACAGUCAUUGAUCUUGAAUGAAUGCAAACUAGCUACAUGCACCAGUAACACGAGUCAAAAGAAGAAGAAGUCAAUCUCCGAGGAGCUCCAGGAGGCUCAACUACAGUUCUACAUUUCCCAGACAGAGAAGGUGCAAAUACAGAAACAGCUCAUAAAGGAAGAGAUAGAAACUUCAAAAACCAAACGUCUGCUGAUGAACAAGCUCAUCACCUCCAUAGAUAAUAAAGACAAAGACGAAAUUGGAAUGUUUCAGUUCCUCGUUGAUGAAUAA